AAAUUCGCUGAUUGGUCGAGCCUCGACAAGCACAUCCCCUUUCAUCGCCACACGGUGAAGUCCAGACCAGUCGUCGAGUCGUCAGCUCGUUUCCCUCCGCGUGGUUGUGGGUGGGGCCCUACCGUCCUCGCAGCGCUUCACAUUCCAAAGUCCCCACCGCCGAUUACACUUCCGCUUGGAGCCGAGUGCGCGCGCGUGCGUGUCUUACUUGAGCCACUAACGUCAGCAGCAAUGGCAACAACACACAGCAGCAAACAGAGCAGCAAAUAUGGGUACACGCUAAAUUUCGACUGGAAGCACCCGUGGCCGCGUGCCCCGACGCCCAAGAAUGAGGAGGCUCGUCUCGAGGAAUUGGCUCGGUACCGCAUCCUGGACUCGGAGCCCGACGAGAAGUUCGACAAGCUCUGCCGCAUCGCGUGCAAGGAGAUGAAGUGCCCCAUCGCGGCCGUGAGCUUCAUCGACAAGCAGAAGCAGUGGUUCAAGGCCAACAGCGGCCUCACACAGCGCCAGAUCCCGCGCGACGUGGCUCUCUGUGCGCAUACGAUCAUGCACGCCAAGCGCGCGCUCGUGGUGGAGGACACGUCGCUGGACGAGCGCUUCCAGCACAACCCGCUGGUCACGCGCGCCUCGGCCGUGCGCUUCUACGCCGGCGUGCCCAUUACCACGCCCAACGGGUUUUGCAUCGGCUCAGUGUUCGUGUUUGAUGUCAAGAGCCACCACAACGUGGACGCCAAGAUCCUGCACAAAAUUGCCGCCAAGGUGCUCAAAUAUAUGGACGAGAGACUCAAAAACAUGGCAGCAGCCAAUGGUGGCGCGUUGCCGGAGCCUGCACCGACGUCUCGGUCCAAUUCCACACCACCCAAGCGGAAAACGGUGUCCCCCCCUACAUCACAGGGUAGUACAGAACAACCCGCGGGGGAGACUGCACUCAGGGAACAACUACCGCCGGCUCCGGUCAAGCCCGAGCCGGUGGCCGAGCCCACGCCCAGCACGGAAGCCACAGCCGCCGAGAGUGGCGCUAUCGUCCAGGCAGCACAAGCGGCAGCAGCAACUAGUACCGCCAUUGAGGCCCAGGGACAGGGACAGGGAGGACUGGGCAACAUGGGCUCCAUGCUCAUGAACCUACUGGCGCGCACGACAGAGACGCAGCAGCAGCUCGCGGCACAGCAGGGAGUCAUGUUCGAGACGCUGGGCGAGCACUCGAACCAGUUGGACUCGCUGGGCCAGUCCAUGAGCAACCUGGAGAAGCGCUUCGAGCAGGUGCGACUCAAGAAGGAGCAGCAGCAGCGGAAUGCGGCGAACGCAAGUCGCAGACCCAAGCGCGUGUAAUCAACUUUUUUGACUCGAGAGACAAGUGAAUGAAGCUGCUCGAUUAGUCAUGGCUCGGAGCUGAGCGAGGGGGGCGAAGCAUGCAACUUGCAUGGACCGUAAAAGUAUCUAUACGCCUCCCCGUCCAGUCGCGAAAGUCAGGAAGGCCACUAGUCAACGUGUUGCAUUACAAAAUAUAUGUGCUGUGGCAUUUUAGUACUCCAAACUCUAUGUUGCAUGAAUGAAUGCGUGUUGGUACAAAGAUAUAUUAGAUAUAUUUGGUUCACAUUUUUUUUUUCUAACUGAAAACUUGACGUUGCC
Molecule: messenger RNA, 1629 nt
Organism: Phytophthora nicotianae INRA-310
Lineage: Eukaryota; Oomycota; Peronosporomycetes; Peronosporales; Peronosporaceae
Exons: 1
Coding region: 232-1329 (365 amino acids)
Molecular function (GO): protein binding
Source: RefSeq, a predicted model, not a curated record